Menidia menidia (Atlantic silverside) is the source of this 1818-nucleotide messenger RNA. The record is from the annotation of a GenBank genome assembly. Lineage: Eukaryota; Metazoa; Chordata; Actinopteri; Atheriniformes; Atherinopsidae.
UGGGGCCUAUUGAAUGUCUUCCUCAUCUCUCUCUGCGCCCCAUUGAUUGUAUAACCGUUCAAAUUAAGACCACAACUGCCUAAAAGACCUUAAAAAAGAAUGUUUAACAUGCUCCAAACAGGUCAUCCCUGAUAGAAUGAGUACAUACGUGGAAUGUUGAGCAGUGAUUAAGGGAAAUUCAACAACACAACAAGCUUUGUUCUUAAUUCUGCAGAUUUUCCGACACGCUGUCGACCCCAGAGACAUCACUCUCAUGCUUGCCUAUGAGACAGUCCGGAUAGAGCUGGUGCAGAUGAUGCCUCCAGUGGGGGACACUCUGGCUUGUUUUGAAGAAGAUGCUCAAAGUUUUUUAUUUCCAGAACCCAAGCUUGUUCGCCCCUUCUCUGGAGUGGAUCGAGAGGUUCUGAUGAGCAGAGCACCUCAUUUUCUUGGUAUUGCUCCGAGGUUGGAGUUCACCACCAAAACAACCAUCACUGAGUGCUCACCUGAUGCUGAGGUCAAGGUUUACCCAAAUAAACCCAUGAAGCCAUUUGGAAAACAGAGCACGAGGCGAUCCAGUAAACCGGGAACAAGAUGUCCUCCAAUCCGUGGAGGGGAGCGCGGGGACAGGGCUGACCGUGGGAGGGAGAGCAUCGUCUGGCCUUUACCACACCAGCCCAGAUCCCUGUCCCUGUCCCCUCUGAGGGACAGGAACCCUCAGCAUCCGGCCCGGCUUAGCUCAGACUCGGUGGAAAGGGACACCGGGAUAUCUCGAGCAUUCUCGGCUGGGCUGAGUGGGCUUCGCAGACCACAGGGGCGGAGUCUUCUGAAGCAGUGGGGAGAGCACCAGGUUGCUGAGUUCCUGGCCUGGAACCAGACAGUCUGCAUGGUUGACCAGCUCCUCUUCUCAUCUGACCAAGCCUUCCAGCACAGGCAGAUAUUCCCCAACCAGAAGAAACUCAUUUUCCAGUGGUUUGGUAACAAUUUCAUUUCAAGAUUCUCUUUAAAAAAAAAAGUUGUGGCCCAUGUGUUGGCGAAAUACCUGAAGAUGAUCCCAUGUCUUUGGAAACACACGAGCUCUCUGCCAGUCAUCGUGGUCCUCGCCCUUCAGAACUACAGCGGUCCUAUAGAAAAGGGCCCGCUCACAUCAGGCGAGAGUGCAGUCCUCACAGAGCGUGGGAGGAGGUCCAUGAUCGAGUUCGGGGACUCCUCACUACUCCUAAAGCUGUGCGCAGACUUCUUAACGGAGCCACAGUCUCUGAGGUGGACGCCGUCUUGGCCAGGAGGUCCAUUUCUCCAGGUCCUACUUGCUGACCUGGCCUGUAUCGUAUGUAACCUAUGCUCUUAGCUGGAUUUGGAAAUAACGUCUUGUAAAGCUGCAUAUAUGCAUCUUUACAUGAACUCUUUAGUUCUCUUGUCACUUGACCUACAGUAAAACUAAAGCUUAGGACAAUCUAGGCCCGGACAUUAAUGACAAAGCAAUGCUGUGAUGUGACAGUCAUGUGAACAUCUGCCGUUUAGAUCUCAUUCAGGGGAACAGGAAAAAAAAAAAUAACAACGGUCUCAUCUCCUCAGACAGAUGUGUGUGUUGCAGUGGUUUGAUGUCUAGAUGAUUCCAAAAACAAUGCGAUUAGAAUAUGAUGUCGAUAAACAUUUUUGUGCUGAGCCCGGCUUUGCGGCAGCGUUCGGGCUUUACUGUCAUCAGGGAGCUGACAUUGUGGAGUCCUCCACUAAAUCACCAGAGGACCAUUAAAAGUUAAUGGGAUCUAUGGCAAGGCGGCUCUGUGUGAGCUACUGCGAUAUUAUUCCAGAAAAGGGCGAUCUUUGCGAGUGUGAGGC